Lotus japonicus is the source of this 489-nucleotide messenger RNA. RefSeq lists its product as uncharacterized. NCBI's taxonomy places the organism in Eukaryota, Viridiplantae, Streptophyta, Magnoliopsida, Fabales, Fabaceae. The coding region runs from base 65 to 400 and encodes 111 amino acids. The transcript is spliced from 2 exons. The record is from RefSeq and is a predicted model, not a curated record.
UAAUCGUCUCACUCUUCCUAUUGGUGACCCGGCCACCCCUGACAAAUGGUUUCAACUGCCAGAGAUGGGAUACCUUGUUGCCACAAAGUACCAAUUGGUUCUCGUAUCCUUAUCCUCUAUGGGUUGUAACACAUACUUUCCACUGAUAGGAGCCGGCCCACGAGAUGAGCAUUCUGUUAUAGCUAUUGGACAUGUGAUAAAUCACUGGGUACAGCUCCAAUUAACUCCUGGACAUCCUAUGCCGACUAUUGCUCCCCAGUGGGAAUGGCAUAGUGAUCUUGCCUCCAAAUACUGGCGCAACCUAUAUGGUCCACGUUUAGGCAUGUAUGAUGCACAAUUCCAAGCUUGGCUUGGUGCUUUUAGUGGUCAUGCGGACUAUGUGGACAUCACCACAGAUUGAAUGUUCUUGUAUUGUGUAAUAUUAAUUUGUAAACUCUCUGUAAUUUGGUAGAAUGUGGCCCUUAUCACAGGUUGUUGUUAAUGAUGAAA